This is a messenger RNA of Puntigrus tetrazona (Sumatra barb), 1831 nucleotides long. RefSeq names its product mitochondrial fission factor a (gene mffa). Lineage: Eukaryota; Metazoa; Chordata; Actinopteri; Cypriniformes; Cyprinidae. Gene Ontology annotation, biological process: positive regulation of mitochondrial fission. The record is from RefSeq and is a predicted model, not a curated record. Gene Ontology annotation, cellular component: peroxisome; mitochondrial outer membrane.
ACGUUUUAACGGCGUCCGCCGGCUUCACGCAGGUCUGGGUCAAACUGGUCUGUUCUGUGCUGCGGGAUGGUUGUGUAUUUCUAAAAAAAAAAGCACUAAAUAAUUGCAUUUCACGAUAGCAUUUCACUUUAAGGUGUCUAAUCGGUCGGCGGAUCUGAUCUCGGUGAAGAUGAACGGAGCGGCCUUUCCCUCUCCCACAGCCGAGAUGGCGGAGAUGAACCGGAUCCACUAUGAGCUGGAGUACACAGAAGGCAUCAGUCAGAGAAUGCGUAUUCCUGAGCAGCUCAAAGUGGCUCCGUACGAGUCUGAAGGACAGGAUCUUCCAGAGCAUGAGACCCUCCACACGGCAAUGAUGCACGUUCCCGAGAGAAUCGUGAUAGCAGGAGACAGCGAUGACAUGCAGUUUCCCAGAGAUCUAGACCUCAUCCAGUCCACCACGCUGGAGUCAACGCUGUCCCUCAAGACACCACCUCGGGUCCUGACGCUCAAUGAAAGGCCCAUCGACUUCCUUGAAAUGGAGCAGUCGAGCUCCACCGGUCACCCCAAUGAAGAAGUGCGCACGCAAUCCAGGUCACGUAGAGAGCGCUCGGUCAGCGAGAACACGGGCGUGCAUCACAAUGGCCAGCUCGCCAGAAACGAGUCCAUGGGUAUGACUCCCUCCCCCUCUGCUGCAUUGCGCACUGCAUUGGUUCCUCUCGGUGGGGCCGAGGAUGGCAAUAACCUCUUCAGCGCCCGCGGCGUCCUUUCCUUCAUCCAGUCCACCACACGCCGGGCCUACCAGCAGGUCCUGGAGGUCCUGGACGAGAACCAGCGCAGCAAGCCAUCUCUUAGAGGGGGUUCAACUCUCUCUAACCCUCAGCAUGACAACAGGCAUGCCCUGGCCACGCUGGACUCGACUCUGGAGGCAGGAGCAGACGACAUGGCCGUUGUGGAUGCCACUUCUCUACGUAGACAGAUUGUCAAGCUGAACCGACGUUUGCAGCUUUUGGAGGAGGAGAACAAAGAGAGAGUCAAGCGAGAAAUGGUCAUGUAUUCCAUCACUGUAGCUUUCUGGCUUAUCAACAGCUGGGUUUGGUUCCGUCGCUGAAGCUACAUGGACUCAAUGUGGGAGGGGCCAAAAUCAAAACUCCGCCCCUCUGUUCUACGUGUCAAACUUUAGCUGUGUUUUUUAAUGGCUAAAAUGUUUUAUUUUCUUCACAGUAAGAGCUGUAAAGUCAGAGUUAGCUUUUGUGUUGUUGUUUGGAUCUGUCUGGUUUCAUUUUAUUAUUAUAAAUAUGUAUUUAUACUUUUUUUGUAUUAUUUGUACAACUGUACAAUUGUUCCUUUUCUUGGUUUUGUACAUUUUUUAAUUAAUUUUCUUUUCUUUUCUUUUUUUCUUUUUUUUUGCGUAAAUCAAGCAUGAACCAGAUGUAUAUAUUACUUCACAUGUCUUUAAGCUUUGGGUGUAAUCAUUUAUUUUUCCAUAGGUUUACAAUAUAAAUUAGUACAAUAUAAUGUCAACUUUUACAAAGACCAAUGGAGUGGAAUGCACUGAUGUGGCAUAGUCAAACGAAAAACAUAUAAUAUUAAAAAAUAAGAAUAUUUACAUACUGUUGUAAUUUUAGGUACAUUAUGUACAUCUGUAUGUUACUUGCAACCAUACUUGUUAAGUGUGAGUUUAGUCCUGGUCAUUAUUUAUGUACAUUAUUGUAAUAUGCUGAUGUUGGUAUUUCUGCUUGUUUUCUGCAGGAUAUUACUGAAAUGAUACACAUUCAGAUUUCCUCUCACAGAGCCAUGAACAUUGUAUUACAAACGCUUUUAUUUGAAUAAAUUACAACAGUAGUGAGCCGCA